Messenger RNA from Humulus lupulus (European hop), 1045 nucleotides. RefSeq names its product sulfated surface glycoprotein 185-like. The record is from RefSeq and is a predicted model, not a curated record. The transcript has a single exon. NCBI's taxonomy places the organism in Eukaryota, Viridiplantae, Streptophyta, Magnoliopsida, Rosales, Cannabaceae. The coding region runs from base 330 to 743 and encodes 137 amino acids.
ACUACUACCACAAAGACCAUAAGAACACGUCUCCUACUCCUUCAGUCCCAAAAAAUUUCCAUUCCAACUGUUAAAGAAGACUAAAAUCAUCUGAACCCAGAAACCCUUUUUAGUCAUUUACAGUUCCCAUGCACCUAAAUAACGUAGAAAAACCGCACUCAUCAAUAUAAACUCUUUGCCCACUUACAACCUCUAGCUUUCUUUCAUUAUAUUCAAAGCUAUAGCCCUCACCCCACAAAACAGAGAAAAAAAAAGUCUCUACUUUCGAAAACAAAAGAAAAAAAAGCCAUCACAACCAAAAGUCCUUUGCCCAAAAACCCAUCAAAAAAAUGGAUCGUUUCAGGGCAAAAGAGUUUGUCAAACUCUUGUUAGUGAUAUCAGCUGUUUCAGCUCUUCAUAUGGUCAAUGGAUUGGAUGAAUCAAGAAAGCUUGAUGAAACCCCAGCUGUUCCAACCGGGAGUACUGAUGAAAAGUGCACGCCGUGCACUCAAUACCCGUCACCACCUCCGCCAUCUCCUCCGCCUCCGUCGCCACCACCGUCGCCAAAGAAGCCACCAUCUCCGGCGACCCCAUACUGUCCUCCUCCGCCGUCUUCGUUCUUAUACAUAACUGGUCCUCCAGGAGAGCUUUAUCCGAUCGAUCCGGACUUCACCAAUGAUGCUGGUAAGAGUAUUAGUUCCUUUAAGGCCAGGCUACCAGUUUUGAUUGGUAGUGGACUGUUCGCUGUUCUAGCUUUAUGGUAAAAAAAAAGUAACAAGCAUUUUAAGGGGCUGGGCACAGAAUUUUUAGUACCAUGGAUCAUGUAAUAAGAUUAAAAUUCAAGAAAGGAGAAGGAAAAUUUUGUACCCAAUUAUUAAAAAGAAAAAAAAAAGGUGAACGAACCUUUUUUUAGUGCUUAUAUGGGUAAUGGGGGAACUUGUUUUAGAUCAUCAAAUUGUUCGUGGAUGAACUUUUUCUUUUUUAUCUUGUUAAUGAUCAAUCUCAUCGGAAAUCGUAUCGAACUCUCUUUACUUUUUGUCAAUAAAGAUGUGGAUCUAACUUUUUA